Messenger RNA from Astyanax mexicanus (Mexican tetra), 2423 nucleotides. RefSeq names its product transmembrane and coiled-coil domains 6 (gene tmco6). Gene Ontology annotation, molecular function: protein binding. The record is from RefSeq and is a predicted model, not a curated record. NCBI's taxonomy places the organism in Eukaryota, Metazoa, Chordata, Actinopteri, Characiformes, Acestrorhamphidae. Bases 731 to 2251 code for a protein of 506 amino acids. The transcript has 12 exons.
AUCAAAUCAGCCCAAUCAUAUUUAGACCAACUUCAACACCAGCAGAUGAUUGUGGAAACAUCACACUAGACCUCAAACAGCUUGGACUGUGUGCCUCUCCACUCUUUCUCCCUUGAUUUCCAAAUGAAAUGUAAAAUUUACUGAUGGUCAAUGAAGGUUUGGAGAGCGAUGCCAUCUGCUGGGGUUGGUUCACUGUGUUUUAUUAUCAAGUCCAAAGUCAGUGCAGUGUUUUCCCAGAGAAUCUUACAGCACUUCAUGCUUCUUUCUGCUCACAAUAAAGAUGCAGAUUUCAUUUUCCAGCAGGACUUGGCACACUGCCCACACUUCCAAAAGUACCAAUUGGUCUUUAAUAAUAUUCUAAUUUUCUGAGACACUGAUUUUUGGGUUUUCAUUGGCUGUAAGCCAUAAUCAUCCACAGUUAAAGAAAUAAACGCUUAGGUCACUCUCUGUGUAACUUUUCAAAGAUUUAUUUUUGAGAUGCACUAGUAUACACAACCUUUCAGAUCCGUUUUUAAAUCGCAAUUGGGGGACUUUUAUUUUAAAUUCUGUAAGGCAACUUCCUGUCGCAGCAGUUUGAUUCGUCCUGCCAGUGUUUACGAUAUGUUUGUAGUUCCGCGAAAAGAGCGUUUGAGCGCAGUCAGACUGACAGCGUGUAAGUAUAUUAAUACCGACACCUGGCUAGUGGUGUAAACACUUAAUCACACUGAAUAAACAGGAAUAACACGUGAAGAUGUGGCGUUUACAAGCAGUCCAACAUAAGGCGAGCCGCUCAGCGAAGGAUCUGGAGGAGUUUAAGCACAAGAGAAGAGAGCAUGAGAAAGCUCUGAGACAGGCGAGGAGAGACAGACAGCUCAUCAGCAAAAGAGUCCUGUUAAAUGAAGAUGAGCAUCAGGAGAGAGAGUUUAUGGAAACUGAUGCGUCCCCUCUAUCUCAAGAACAAUUGCAGGAGAUGAUACGUAAUGUACAGCACGGUGGAGAGGAAAAAGCUGCACGUCUUGCUUUUCUGAGGAAGGUGCUGAGAGACCCUCAGACACACCUGAUCUUUACUAAGCUAGAGAACAGCAUGUAUGUCCUGGUUGGGCAGCUGAGCGGACACAAUGCUCAGUGUCAGCUGGAAGCAGCGAGGUGUUUUUAUGAGCUCUCUCACUCUCCUCACCCUGGCGUGGGUCAGUCAUGUUUGCCUGCCACCCCUUACCUCCUCACUUACCUGUCCAACCCCAAUGCCAAGCUCACAGAGCUUUGCCUGUACACAUUAGGGAACCUGUGGACUGAGGGUGCUAAAGUAAGAGAGAGGCUGCUUGCUCAAGGGAUAGUGUGUGCCCUCACCAACUGCAUUCAGAAUCAGAGAAAUAACCUGGCAGUGGUGGAGGCUGCUGGCUUUACUCUUUCUCAACUUCUCCAGGAUAAAGAAGCAGCUGACCGAGUUAUUCAGCAGGUUGUGUCUUCUGGAUUGGUCCCUCAUUUGAUCUCCUAUUUGAAGCCAGAUCCUGAGUUUGGUUUGGGACCAGCAAUCGAAUGUGCCUGGUGUUUACAUUACAUAGUUUCACGUACUUGUGAUGCCUCUGCCUUGCUGACUCAAGGUGUCCUUGAACGGUGCAGUAGCCUUUUGGUCACACUAGGUGGUGCUGUAGUUAAAGGAAGCACUGAAGAAGGCCUGGAACUGCUUCUCUGGCCCCUGCUGCGUUGCCUGGGGAACCUUCUUGCCAGUGGGGUGUGUGAGGGUGGUAGAUGUCCUGUGGGUUUAGAAGAUGCCCGUCUCUUAGCUGCUUUGUGUGUGUUCAGCCAGGCUUACCUACCCACCCACUCUGCUCUGACCAGGGAGAGCCUGUGGGUCCUCAACAACCUCACAGCUGGUUCCACUCUGUUUUGCUCAGCAUUGCUGUUCUUCAAUGUGGUGCCUGCGCUGAUCCCACUUUUGCCCUUCUCUAAGGGAAUAAACAUUAUGGUGCUGAGAAUUCUGGGUAAUGUUGCCCACAACGGGACAGGAUAUUGUGCUCAGCUGACCCAGGCAGGCCUGCUCCCAGCUAUUUGUGCUACACUCAAAAUGGCCGAUCCAGAUGUUGUGACCAUGAGCCUGGAGGUAUUGUACUUGCUGAUCGCCAGCAGCCCUAAUGUCACGGAAGAGUUUAUUAAGCUGAAUGGUAUUCAGUUGAUGGAAGCCAUUCAAUAUAAUAAUGAUGAAGAACAACGUCUGAGGGCAUCCUACCUCUUAGACAAUUACCUCCACAUACACUCCAUACCAAACAACUAAACUACAUUUACGUAUUACCAUAAUAUAGUAUCAUAUGAAGUUAUUUUGUGUCUGUUUUUAAAAGUGGAUAACCCAUUGUGUCUAACGAUAAAGGACAAUGAAUUAAGCUGUAAGCUACUGUAGUAUUAAUUUAUUAGUGAUGUAAAAAUGUCUUUUUAUAUAUUUUUAAAAU